Colletotrichum destructivum is the source of this 1512-nucleotide messenger RNA. Its product is annotated as Putative major facilitator superfamily, MFS transporter superfamily. The transcript is spliced from 4 exons. Gene Ontology annotation, cellular component: membrane. NCBI's taxonomy places the organism in Eukaryota, Fungi, Ascomycota, Sordariomycetes, Glomerellales, Glomerellaceae. The coding region runs from base 1 to 1512 and encodes 503 amino acids. Gene Ontology annotation, biological process: transmembrane transport. The record is from RefSeq and is a predicted model, not a curated record. Gene Ontology annotation, molecular function: transmembrane transporter activity.
AUGGACCGUUCGUCGGAAAACGACGGCAAAGACACCGCUUCCGUCGCGGUACAGCGUAACGAACAACAGCCAAAGCGCUCUCUUCGUAAAAGAAUCGCCGCGGUAGUUUGGGAUAGUCUGGACAAGGACCCAGAGGAGCGCAAGUUCAUCGCCAAAAUAGAUUGGUGGAUCUUGAGCUACUGUUGUGUCGCCUAUUUCGUCAAGUAUCUCGACCAGACCAAUGUCAGCAAUGCAUAUGUAUCGGGAAUGAAGGAAGACCUGCAUCUGACGGGCAACGACCUCAACUACCUCACGACCUUCUUCAACAUCGGCUACAUCAUCGGCCAGCUGCCAUCCCAACUGAUCCUUACCCGUAUUCGACCUUCCAUCUGGCUGCCAACGCUUGAGCUCAUUUGGAGCUUUAUCGUAAUGGGCAUGGCUGGGGCGAAGAACGUCCAGACCAUGUGUGCGCUGCGCUUCCUCGUCGGCCUUCUCGAAGCCUCUGCGUAUCCCGGCAUCAUGACAUUGUUGGGCAACUGGUACACCCCGCAGGAGUUAGGAAAGCGAGCUUGUAUCUUCCAGGCAUCGUCUUCAAUCGCGCAAAUGUUUUCUGGUUACCUGCAAGCCGGGUUGCUCGCCGGCAUGGAUCACCGUCAUGGAAUCCGGGCGUGGCAAUGGCUCUUCAUCUUCGACGGUUUGUCUUCUAUUCACUUCGAUCUCCUCUCGGACCAAACGGCGACUAAGUCUCACGCAGGAAUCAUCGGCAUACCGGUCUGUAUAUACGGGUACUGGGCCAUCCCGGACCAACCGACAUCGUCUCGCGCCCGCUGGCUCAAGCCGAACGACCGGAGAAUGGCCAUCGGCCGCAUGGAAUCCUGCGGUCGAGAGCCCAUCCGCAAGCUCACCUGGCGCACUAUCAAGGACAUCGCCAAGGGCUGGCCCGUCUGGCUUUUCAGCGCCAUCUUCAUCGCCCACGUCCUCGGCAUCCGCAUCUAUGCAUACUUCAACGUCUGGCUCAAGUCGACAGGACUCUUCACCCCCGAAGAAGUCAACUUGAUCCCAACCGCAGGCUACGGCACGCAGGUCUUCUUCACGCUGACGUACGCGUGGGCAAGCGACGCCAUCGGCUUGCGGUGGCCGCUUGUGAUUGUCGCAUGCACCGUCGCCAUGACCGGAACCGUGAUCCUCAGCGUCUAUCCGGAGGACAACAUACCCGCCAUGAUGGCGGCGUGGAUCCUCACUUUUCUGGAGACCGGGGCCGGGGCGCUGAUCAUCACCUGGAUCAACGAGGUUUGUUCGCACUCGGCCGAGCACAGAGCCGUCAUCAUCGGCGUUGUGGAGACGGCCGCAUUCACGUUCCAGGCAUGGGUGCCCUUGCUGGUAUAUAACUCGGGGGAUGCGCCCAAAUUUCCCAUUGGCUACGAGAUGGCCACCAUGUUCUUUGGCCUGGAGAUCGUGUUGACUCUGGCGAUCCUGUGGUGUUCCAAGAAGUGGCCGGUUAGGAAGAUUGAACGAGUCGGCGAUAGCGAAUAG